CUCAGAGCUCCACCCCUUCCUGCUCACUGUGCUCACCGUGCUGACCAGGAAGUGGAGUGAGAGAGGCUGGAAACAAUCAAUUAGUUCUGACUGAGCUGACGAAGAGAGCUGCGGUGGCCGAAUGUCCCUAACAAACUGAAGUGUUUUUGUGGCUUCCAAGAUGGUGGUGAACUCUCCGUCCCCUCUUCCAGAACGAGCUAUUUAUGGUUUCGUCCUAUACCUGAGCUCUCAAUUUGGAUUUAUUCUUUACUUGAUGUGGGCCUUUGUUCCCGAAUCAUGGUUACAUUCAUUAGGACUGACUUAUUGGCCCCAGAAGUACUGGGCAGUAGCGGUGCCCGUCUACCUCCUUGUUGUGCUGGGAAUUGCCUAUGUCCUUCUCUUUGGUAUAAACAUGAUGAGCACCGCUCCUCUGAACUCCACACACACAGUCACAGAUAUGUAUGCCAGCAAUCAGCAGACUAAAGAAUACCAGGAGGGCACAAUCCCUGCGAUCAAGGAUAUCCCUAUCAGCGAAGUCAACAAAAUGUUCUUUCUUUCAAACAAAUCAUUUCCGCACGAAUCUUCUAGAGCCAGAACCACCGACACCAACACAUGAAAUGCUCGGGAACAAGUUGUGUUGUUGUUGUUUUUUUCUUGUACCUUUUUUUUUUU
Messenger RNA from Pelobates fuscus (common spadefoot toad), 651 nucleotides. RefSeq names its product phosphatidylinositol glycan anchor biosynthesis class P (gene PIGP). Gene Ontology annotation, biological process: GPI anchor biosynthetic process. Lineage: Eukaryota; Metazoa; Chordata; Amphibia; Anura; Pelobatidae. The transcript is spliced from 6 exons. The coding region runs from base 161 to 595 and encodes 144 amino acids. Gene Ontology annotation, cellular component: endoplasmic reticulum. Gene Ontology annotation, molecular function: phosphatidylinositol N-acetylglucosaminyltransferase activity. The record is from RefSeq and is a predicted model, not a curated record.